Messenger RNA from Schistosoma rodhaini, 4250 nucleotides. The record is from the annotation of a GenBank genome assembly. Lineage: Eukaryota; Metazoa; Platyhelminthes; Trematoda; Strigeidida; Schistosomatidae.
GGACUGCAGCGCGCGUUCCAGUUUUGUGUUGCACGAUUUAGUCUUUAGUCUUCUGAAUUACCCUCUGCCCACACUUUCAUCUUAAGAAGUAACAAAUACUUGGGAGAUGAUAGAAUCGUCGGUAAAUACACGCAAUUUCAGUGACUCAUAAUCAUGAUGUUAGUCUUCAGGAUGGGAAGUUUUCAAAGAGCCUAAAGGUUUUAUUAAAAUCAUUGAAGUUCUUGUAGCAAUUUGUGCAUUUGCAACAACGUGUGACUUCUCGACCAGUGUCAAGCUAAAGUAUGACUGUCAGGAUAACGGGUUAAAUUUAACUUGGGGUGCCAAAUUUACGUACCCCUUCAAGUAAUCCCUCAGGUUUUUCACUUCUUCUUAGUAUUGACUCUAUCGUGCUUCCUCAAUGCACUGCUGUGGAGAGUAAACACAUGUAUGGCAAUUUCGCUUCAGCAGCACAGUUUUAUGUAUUUGUUGGUGUCUCAACUAUGCUUUUCUGCGUUGCUAUGGGCGUCUAUUAUGUCUAUUUUCAUGAUCGUUACUUUUCUGACUCGCGCUUUAGUAAAUACGAGUUCAUCUUCUCGAUUAUCAUUGUCCUGUUAUGGUUUAUCGCCUCUUGUGCAUGGGCCGAUAAUGUAAACCAGUUUAAAAUGUACACGUCAGUAAGCCGGAUCUGCAAUGAGGUGAAACCUAAUAUGCAUUGCGAAGCUACGGAACAAGCUACUUAUGGGGGACUUAACGCGUCUCUGGUAAUGAUCUUUCCUUUUUUGGUUAUAUAUUUAACAGAGUUUAUACAACAGUGCAGAAAUAUUUUUGUUUAUCAGCUUGGUAUUGAUAUUAGUACUCCCAGUCUAAUCGAAUGCGUUUGCGUACUGGUUAUCUUGUUGAGGUUAUUAAUCCUUACUACGUUAGAUGUGGAUUUCGUUUAGCAGUUGUUGGAAUUCACUGCAAAAGAUGAGAAAGUAGUCCCCUGUUCAGAUCCAAACAGGGAAACAUUUUGGAAACUGGUCCGCUUAGUCAUAAUUUUUAUUACCAAAUUAUAAGCUGAAACAAACCAAUUCUUUGGCCACCUUUUAUAUUUGGCGUUAAAAAGCCCUUUUGAAAAAUGUUUUGGUCUUCUUCUCUGCGUAUGUACUUGGAAGGUUUUCUGAUUUAUUUCACUCAAGUUUCGUAAUUUAGCUCAACUUUAAAGUACCCUCAAUGAAGUCACAAGAAAACCAAAAGUGAGUUGUUUAAUGGUCGUUUAGAUUGAUUCCAUCAUUCUCUUUAGCACUUCUCAAUGUCGUAAUAAACUUUUUUUGAAGAGUUGGGGUUAGGGAAAACACUUAACCAUAGAUUAGUAUGUUGGCGACUAAAUCAUAAGAUCCAGAGAACAUUAAUCAGUUAUUGCUAUUCCGAAUUAUGAAUCUUUUCUAAUACUGAACUAAAAGCUUCAAACCAUAGUAUGUUAAUUGGUAGUUCAGACGAUUGUUAGUGUAGUAGUUUUUAGCUGUUCAGAAUGAGUAAUAAAUAUUCCCUCCAUUCAAACUAGUUUUUUACAUCUGGAAAUUGUCAUCUGAAUGACAUAAAAGUGGGAAUGUUAAAAAAAUUUAGAUGCUGGUUAUGAAGAACAAUACUAUUGAAAAGAUACUUUCAAAACCGUGCGGUCUUGUUCCUUCUGCAUUCUAAUUUUUCCUUUGAUGAAAUCUGAGUAAAUCGGUAUUCUUCGCUGUCUCCUUGGACUAGACAUGUUUCUGAUGAAAAGCUGUCCAUCUGUACUCUUUGAACUCAAUUUGUACUUCUGUAGUAAACCUGCACAAGAACUUAUUAUAUGACAAAACUCAAAGAGUACAAAACGAUACCUUUUUACUUACUUACGCCUGUCAACCUUUGUGGACGAACAUAGGUUGCCCACCUGCAUUCUCCAUCCAACUCCGUCCAGUUGCUAUUCAUUAUCUUUAAUGUCUUCUUAUUCCCGGUGCAAUGUGUUCCUCGGUCUGUUUCUUUUCCUUUUCCCUUCAAGAUUCCAAGUUAGCGCUUGCCUCGUGAUGCAGCUUGGUGAUUUCCUCAGUGUGUGUCCUAUCCACCUCCAAUGUCUCCUGAUUACCUCUUCAGUUGGAAGCUAGUUUGUUCUCUCCCACAGUAGGUUGCCGCUGAUGGUAUCCGGUCAACGGGCAUUGAGUAUCUUGCGUAGACAAUUGUUUAGAAUGACUUUUCCUUUUUGAUUAUGGCUGUGGUAGUUCAGUAAUGUGCAAAACAAAUGUCAAUGCGAAAACCCGAAAUGAUAAUAUACAAAUAAGAAGACAGUAAAAAUAACAAGGUCAUGUGUAUUGACUGACAAACAAUAACCAUUAUGUAAUGAAUGCUACUCGAAGUUCCUUUUUGGUUUACUCACAAAUGAAGUCCACUCAGUUAAUGAAUGUCAUCCUACACAGUUUUUACCGACAGAGUGGAGAGAAAUAUAAAUCCAAUAGCGUGAUCAGGAAGUAAUCCAGACCGACAGUCUUAUCUAGUGAAGAGUGGUACAAAAGGGCAGUACAAUACUAUUAUACUCUUCAAUCAAAAGCCGUGACCAAUAAAGCUGGGAAGAUAACGAUGUAGUUAGUAUUUGUUUGAAUGCCGAAAGUGGUGUAGGCAUCAAUUAAUUUUAAUAGAGAUCAUAAGUCGAUCAAUGUUAGGUCACCAACAACAAUCUUGGUGGUCUAACAAUGAUUGGUUCAUGAUCUCAAUUAAAACUCAACAAAAUCCACAACUGUAUAUUACCAUCAACUAAUUACUAGUGAAGUCUAUCCAAAAUUGGUAAGAAUAAACAAUAUGCAUUAAAUAUGAAUGCAACUACUUGUACAACGUCGCACAGAGAGAUAUAAUCUCAUUAUUAUUAAAUCUAUAUGUCACUAUACUUCUCACAGGUGUUUCUAAACUAUUGCCCCUAUAUUUUUGGGCGAUCGAGUUAGCAAUUCUCUGGUUAGACAGAGAGUACUAGGUAAGGAUAGCAAAUUGACUGACAGGGCAGUGAAUUUUUAUCGACUGAAAUAAUUGGGAUAUAUAUAUAUAUAUAUAUUACGUGCGUCCAUCUAUCUACUAUCUCGACCGCCAAUGAUGGCCGAUGUAAAAGUAGGUUGGAAGAAAGCAAGGGGCGGCCAAAUCAAGACAUGGCAUCAGUCAGUGAAGACAAUGACUAUUGAACUGGGCCAUGUAAAUAGGUGCAGACUCCCUGAUCGGGAUCCGUGCGAUUAUCUUAACCAAUGGUUAGAGACAGGUGACAUAGCUUAAAAUUGGUUACAGUAGUACGGAUGCAUUAACUCUUUCUCUUCCCUUAGAUUUUAUGUUUUAAAACUAUGUCAUACUUUGCCCGCACAGUCAUUCCUUUUUCCUCGAAUCGCUUGAGGCCAUUAUAGUGCCUUCAAAUCUGGAAGCAAAAUUGUCUCAAAAUGGUACAUAAUAAAUUAGUUCUUGGAUAAAAUCCUUAACACUCAUGUUGGGCAAACGGAAUGAUUCAUCUUUACGAGUAGGUUUUCAUUUAUGAGUUCUUUAUGUAUCUCGGACUUUGGACUUCUAAACAAAUCGUUUUAUAAGACUUAAUUUCCCUGAUUCACACAAAUCUUAAUCUUUGUAUCAAAAUUAUACCAGACAAUGAAGAUCUACUUUGUGACUUUAACAAUUCGGUAUGUUUUUGUUAAUUUAUAUAAAUUAGAUAUUUGGGUUUACUAAUGUUGCUCUAUGGGUAGCUGGUUUAUGGUUCAUAUGGAAAGAAACUCCAUGGUCUGGAAAUAAUUCUCUACUUGGACCAGAAAAUAUCGCUACUGCUGCCGAUGGGUCUCAAAUGUAGUGCACACUCAAACAAGUCUUCAUAUACUGUUCUUUCAAGAAUUAAAUCAACUACAUUAUUUUGUGUGAUGAUAAUGAGAAAAAUUCACUUGUAAAUCACUCAUCAGUUGUUAUUUCCACCUAUAUGUUGUUUUCCCAUUUAAAUCGAAACGAACAAACGAAGUAGUGCAUUUUGUUUGUUUCAUUAUGAUAAGAUUACUGCUUCCAUUCUUAAAUUGUUCAUGAUUAUAUCAAUAAUUGUGUUACAGCACCAGUUUUUUUGAACUGAACAUUUUCUUAGGUCAAAUUUCAUUUUUUUUAUCAUAUUAUUCUUUCUAAAUACACUAUUCAAGUAACAUUGUUCCACUUUUUGUUAUAUCUUCAUUUUGUUAAAGGUGAUGAUACUUUUGUUGUUUUAAUCGCCAAUCAAUCGCAUACACUGUUUGCAUAUCAUAAUAAAUCAAACACAUUUU